AUAUGCCAGGCUGCGUAAAGACACACACACACACACACACACACACACACACACACACACACACACACACACACACACACACACACACACACACACACACACACACACACACACACACACACACACACACGGGAAGCUGAAUUUCCACAUUCCACUUUGAGUCCAACAGAGAGCAAAGGGAGUGACACACCCUUCAGACGACAUUCGGGGGAGGUGGUGGUGGAGUUAAAGUGAUGCGGAAUCGUACACGCUCCAUGUUUAAAACAUAGAUACUAUCGCUUCAGCUCUCAUGGGGAAGACAUAGCGGGGAAAGCAACAGGUUGCUGGCAUGACAAUCAACGAGCCCACCCGCCGCUGGGCUCUCCUGCUGCCGCUGCUGGCUCUCCUCCCCGGGGGCCCGCGUGGCCUCGCCCAGGCCUGCGUCUGUCCCAGGGCCACCGUGGUCACCCGCCUCCCCGCGGAGAUACCCGGGGGGGCCUGCUGCCUCAACUACUCCGGCUCGGCGCUGGGUCGCGUGUCCUGGCCCGGGUUCAGCGACGACGACGACAACAACAACAACAACAACAACAACGACCCCCACCACCACAACGCCAGCCGCCCCCGGCUGGAGGUGCUGGACCUGUCCCGCUGUAACAUCACCCACAUCGAGCCGGGCUUCGGCCGCGCGGCGACCGGCCUCAGGGAGGUCCACCUGCAGCACAACCGUCUGGCGGCGCUGCCCGAGGACUUCCUGGCCCGGCAGCCCGGCCUGCGGGUGCUGGACCUGGGCUCCAACCGGCUGCUGGAGCUCCCCGAGGGCCUGCUCGGGGGCUCCGGGGCGCUGCGGCGGCUGGGGCUGGCGGGGAACCGCCUGCGGUCCCUGGAGCCGGUGGCCUGGGUGCUCCGGGCGCCCCGUCUGAGCCGCCUGGAGCUGGAGCUCAACCCCUGGGACUGCUCCUGCGGCCUGGUGGAGCUCCUGGCGGUCGCCACGGCGACGGGGGCCAACGGGACCGUCUCCUCCGGCCCGUCGGCAAACCUGACGUGCGCCUCGCCCCGGAAGCUGGAGGGCGUGGCCGUGCUCUCGCUGAGCCCCGACGCCGUGUGCCAGCCCCCGGGGCUCACGGCGCUCUUCAUCCUCCUCCCGCUCCUCCUCCUCGCCGGCCUGCUGCUCUGCUGGUGCUGCGGGAGGAAGAGGAAGAGGAGGAGCGACGCCACCUUCGGCUCCAAGAAGAGGAAGAGCAAGCAGAGCCAGAAGGCGCCGGCGGCCGGUUUCCGCGACCAGCCGCGGAAACCGGCCCGGCCCGUCGCCAACGGCGACCCCGCCCCCGCCGACGGCGCCCCAGAGAGAGGGGGCGGCCCCCCAGAGAGAGGGGGCGGGAUCCUGAAGAAGCAGCUGCUGCUGCGCCCCGCCUCCCCCCUGUUCAGCAGCACCCAGGACCUCCCCCAGCAGGUGGAGGCGGAGCCAAAGCUGGGCUCCGCCUCCUUACGGGACUCCCGCGCCUCCGUCAGCUCCGCCGAGGGAGGGGGCAGCGGCCUGGGACUGCCGGGGAACACGACGGCGGGCGGAGGCGGAGCCGGCGAGGGCGGCGGCGGCCGGGGGGCGGAGCUAGACGACGUGGUGAGCGUGAGCGAGGUGCUGAAGGACUCGGCCAAUCGGGAGAAGGCAUACCUGGUGCAGUCCACGGAGUACUACAGCCUGCUGCCGGGCAUGGACCUGGGGGGCUCGGACCACGGCGACUACGAGAGCGUCGACCUCGCCUGACCCCGCCCCCCCCGGGAUGGGACUGAGAGUGUGUGUGUGUGUGUGUGUGUGUGAUUGUGAGUGUCAGUGUUUGAGUGUGAGUGUGUGUGUGUUUGUGUUUGCAAGUGUGUGUUUGUUUCCUUACCUGUCUGUCUGAGUGCAUGUUUUUAUUGUGAGUGUGUGCGUGUGUGUGUGUGUGUGUGUGUGCGUGUGUGCGUGCGUGCGUGCGUGCGUGUGUGUGUUUGUGACAGGGAGUGAAUGAAUCCUGUGCAGAGAGACAUUUGACAAAUAGAGUCAACCUUUUCAAAAAAACGGCUUAUUUUUAAUACAGCUCAGGGUUUUUUUCGCACUGAAUGUUACAGCAAGAGGUUUCAACGUUGAAUGCAUUUAACAUUUCUGUAAGGCUCCCGUUUCAUUAACCCAUGGGCAAGACAAACCUACGCUUCACUGACCUUAUUUCAUUUAAAUUCAUUUUCACGACGUUUUUUCCAGAAGAAUGUCCUCCAAUGUCCAUUAAGUCAGGUCUGAGUACCGGCUGGUGACAUGUCCUCACACCUUCCAGCCCCCUCACAGUAUAGAAGGCCGGUACGUACAGUACCUUUGGCUAAACAAUGGGGUCUAAUCACCCGGGUGCAGAAUGUACUAUUGUUAGUUGGAUGUACGGGUUGUAUUUGCCAAGCAUUGUGGUUGUGUAAGCUUAUUGAUGAUUGUGCAGAGGGGUGUUUGUGGAAUUUCCAGAAAUUGACAACUAAAAAACAUAUUUAAGUCCUUCAAAUGAAUCUUUCAAGAUUGCCCUCAUUUCAUUUUGACUCAUUUCAUGUAUUUGACUGUAAAUUAUUAAAUGUUCUAUUUCAUGGUCCAAUGGGUUUUAGCUUUGUUGAUGUUCUUUUGUUUCAUAAGUUUAUCUAAAUAUAUUUCUAAAAUAAAGCUUUUGUAGCAAUUA
Gadus morhua (Atlantic cod) is the source of this 2663-nucleotide messenger RNA. Its product is annotated as leucine-rich repeat, immunoglobulin-like domain and transmembrane domain-containing protein 1. Gene Ontology annotation, molecular function: protein binding. The transcript is spliced from 2 exons. Gene Ontology annotation, biological process: long-term memory. NCBI's taxonomy places the organism in Eukaryota, Metazoa, Chordata, Actinopteri, Gadiformes, Gadidae. The record is from RefSeq and is a predicted model, not a curated record. Gene Ontology annotation, cellular component: plasma membrane. Bases 329 to 1741 code for a protein of 470 amino acids.